CAGAGCAAACUGAGCUGAGGCUCGCGCUGUCUUCUGAUCCCCAGCAGUGAAGGUGUUCCUUCCUAUUUGCCUCCACGCAGAGUCAAGAAGCCAUGGCUGUGGCAAAUUUCCAGUACAUUACUCGGAUAAACAGUGGCUUCAAGGUCUACAUAUUAGAAGGUCAGCCCCAUCUCAGAAGCGAAGACAGAUACAGACACAUGGCCAAUGACCGGACUCGAGCCCCCGCCGUGUAUCCCGUCAAACGCAAGCGCAGCCUUGAGAGGGGUCUAACGUUGGAAGAAAGGCGUGAGCGGGCAAUAAGCAGAAGCAAAAUGGCCCAACGAGCAGCACCGGCAGUGUUCACCAACCAACAGAGUCCAACAUCCAGCCAGAGUCCAACACCGAGCCCCACCAGCCCUCUGCCAAACUACGUGUACUACACACCUGUCAUGGACGAACCCCUCGCCCUCAUCAAGAAACCCAGAAAAGACCCUGAAAGCACAGAGGACAAGACCAAAAGCUCACCCACCAAUCAAAUCCAGGUGCGUCCCUCUGUGAUCACUUGUGUCUCCUCCGUCAAAAAGCCUUCCAGCAGAUCUGAGGUGCACAGGAGCCACCCAUUAGCGGCCUCCAAACGCAACCUUGACCACGUCCUCGAGGAGCAUUUCCAGAGGAGCCUCGGGGCCAGCUACCAGCAGAGUCGCCCCCAGCAGCUCUCCAUCAGCGUGUCCGUCGACGACCACUUCGCCAAGGCUUUGGGCGAAGACAAGUGGCAGCAGAUCAAAUCCAAGUCCUCCUCCUGCUCUUCCACGCCACCCAGCAGUCCGAGCGUUACCCACUCACCCGCCUACAGCCACAGCCCAAACCACAAAGAAUCCACUGUCAGCUCGUCGCCCACUGCCAGCCGCUGGCCCGGUAAUUAAAGCACAAACGGGGGCUGAUCCAGAUGGAAAUCGGACAUUUUAAAAAGUUUUAAAAAAUUAUUUUAUUUUUAUUUUUUUUUACAUUUCAAUACAAACAGCCCUGCUUGUGCAUGCAGCGCUUAGUGGUGAGAGCAAACAGAUGCAGGGGUGUCGUCACCCUGGAAAUGUGUGCGUCCAAACCCGAUUCACCAUGACACGGACAAAUGUAGCAUGAGGUUGAACAGCAUUGUGAUGUUUUGGUUGUAUUUCUACAGCAUCUGUGCUUCACAACUGAGACUUGAGAUUUUAUAGUCGGUGACGUGUGUGGUGAUUGAUAAAUUUUGUUGAAUUAUCCUUUACAUUUCUUUAGUUUUUGUGCUGUUUUUGUAAAAACAGCAGGAAUGCCACUAUUUCAUUGUAUUAUAUUUAUAUUCUGAUACACUUGGGUUUCUUCUAGUCUUUACUGACUAGCCUAUCUGCCGUGUAAAAACUUGCUUAUAAGCCGUACACAAGAGAGAAUUUUUCAAAACACUUUUGAAAGAAUAAAAUACCUUUUUUUCAUAUACCAUU
This is a messenger RNA of Austrofundulus limnaeus, 1451 nucleotides long. RefSeq names its product vestigial like 4 like (gene vgll4l). The transcript has 5 exons. Gene Ontology annotation, molecular function: transcription coactivator binding. Gene Ontology annotation, biological process: negative regulation of DNA-templated transcription. The record is from RefSeq and is a predicted model, not a curated record. Lineage: Eukaryota; Metazoa; Chordata; Actinopteri; Cyprinodontiformes; Rivulidae. The coding region runs from base 93 to 902 and encodes 269 amino acids.